This is a messenger RNA of Oryza brachyantha (malo sina), 688 nucleotides long. RefSeq names its product arsenate reductase 2.2. Lineage: Eukaryota; Viridiplantae; Streptophyta; Magnoliopsida; Poales; Poaceae. Gene Ontology annotation, cellular component: cytoplasm; nucleus. Gene Ontology annotation, molecular function: protein tyrosine phosphatase activity. The record is from RefSeq and is a predicted model, not a curated record. The coding region runs from base 64 to 456 and encodes 130 amino acids. The transcript is spliced from 3 exons.
GAUAGAGCCGAGGCCCAUCAAACCCACCACAAUACCCGGAGUCCGACGGCGGCGGCGGCGGCGAUGGCGAGGGGCGUCUCCUACGUGUCGGCGGCGCAGCUCGUCCCCAUGCUCCGGGACUCCCGCAUCGCCGUCGUCGACGUCAGGGACGAGGAGAGGAUGUACGACGCGCACAUCGCCGGGUCGCACCACUUCGCCAGCGACAGCUUCGCGGAGCGGCUGCCGGAGCUGGCACAGGCCACCACGGACAAGGAAACCCUCGUCUUCCACUGUGCCCUCAGCAAGGUGAGGGGUCCAUCUUGUGCACAAAUGUAUCUGGACUAUUUGUCAGAGGCUAAGGAAGAUUCAGGCAUAAAGAACAUCAUGGUCCUUGAACGUGGAUUUAAUGGAUGGGAACUCUCAGGGAGACCUGUUUGCCGCUGCAAGGAUGCUCCUUGCAAGCGUGUGUGCUCUUGAGCAUCCAUAACGAACUAUGCAUAACUGCACGAUUGAAAUUCGGUUGCUAUCUGCAAGCUGGCCAUUUAUAUUUUAUGGUUACUACAGCUCAUUAAAAUUGUGUAUCUCGCUUUGGUGGAUUGGCAAUUUGUUCUAUAUGCCUCCAGCCAUUGAAUACCUGUUAAUGUCACUUCAAGGCAUGUAAACUGAAAAACACAUUGGUCAUUAUUGAAAAUAUUCUGCUUCUUCCAAA